Messenger RNA from Ruditapes philippinarum (Manila clam), 5030 nucleotides. RefSeq lists its product as uncharacterized. The record is from RefSeq and is a predicted model, not a curated record. The coding region runs from base 462 to 2459 and encodes 665 amino acids. NCBI's taxonomy places the organism in Eukaryota, Metazoa, Mollusca, Bivalvia, Venerida, Veneridae. Gene Ontology annotation, molecular function: protein binding. The transcript has a single exon.
AGCAAAAUCGAAAGGUUAUAACCAACUUGUGCACACUUGUUUUGAUGUGAUAUAAAUCGGGAGAAAUAAUAUUCUAACCGGAAAUUACCAAUGCAAACACACAAUAAUUUUUAUAGCUCUUACGUUAUGGAUUGUUAUGAAAAUAAUAAUAAAAAAAUAAAAAAUAAAAAUUGUCAAACAUUUGGAAGAAAGUUUUGUAGCACGCGUGGUGGAAGAGUCUUUUAUCAAACUAUUUUUAUGGUCUUUGUGAUUCAGAUGUUAUGUGUGUUAUUGAUGGAUUAGAUGUAAUGACUGGAUUAAUUGUACAUACCGAUUUUAAAGGUGCAAAGAUUAACAACGUGUAAACAUUUAAUAAUUUAAUCUUAUCGCGUUUUCAAACAACCUAUUGUAACUCCGACUGUUGAAAACCAAGACCACUUUUAAUAAAAUAAUAAUUUCAACUUCAUCUUAAAUUAUUUGAAAUGGCCAAAUUUAAUAGUCGGGGUACACCUUCCGCUAAAGUAUUAUCCCUGCAAACGAGCAAUAUUUUAGAAACGUUACAUUAUGGGAUGUUUUAUAGAAAAGAGCAGGAAAUUACUCAACGAAUGGGCGAAUAUUUGGAGGAAUUCUUUGGAAAUUCAAAAUCGAGAACAAGUGGGGGGAAAGCGGAAUCGUCAGUUAUACUAGGACGUAGUGAUUCAGAUGUAAUGGGUGUUAUUGAUAGAUUUAUUGUAGUGAAUACGGAUUGUAAAGUUGAAGAAGAUUUAAUCACCAUCACAGCAGUAAGAACGGGCUGUUCAGCUGGUUAUUGCAAACUUAAAUUUACGUCAGAACAAUAUUAUAAGGCAAACGAAAAGAAAAUUCAACAUGGAUAUUACGAUAUUAUAUUAAAAAGUACACAAAAAAUGUACAUUUCAAGUACACUUUUUUGCAAAUAUGGAAUUCCCAAAUAUCUAAUACCGAAUGAAAAAGGAGAUAUUGUGAUUGAAUUUAACGGACCGGCGAUUACAAAUGCUAAAGUGGACUAUGUGCAAUCAUUUGAGAUGCAAACCUGGCCGGAAGAAGCCAAAAUUUGGAAAGCACGCAAGCGAUCAAAUAAUUGGCCGAGUUGCUGUCUACUUAAUAGACUUGAAAAAGAGAUUCCAUGCUAUGUAGCGCCUAUUGGAAACAAAAGAUCGCCUGACUUUGAUUUAGAAUGGAGACUUUCUUUUGUAGAACUAGAACGUGAGUUGAUAUGGAGCUUGAACGAUACACAAUUUAAAUGUUAUAUUUACCUGAAGCUUUUAAAAGCCAAAUUCAACACAGAACGGAUUUUAAAGGAAGUAACAUCAUAUCAUUUGAAAAAUAUACUGUUUUGGUUGUGUGAAAAGUUAGCAGAAAAAGAAUGGUCUCCGAGAAAUAUAAUCUGUUGUGUUAAGAAAUGCUUACAAAUGCUGGAAAAUUGUAUAAAAGAAAAUAAACUGGAUCACUUCUUUAUUCCCAGGAAUAACUUAUUUCAAAAUAUAGAAUUUCAAUUGGAAAAUGAUGACAAAUUGUUUCGCAAGCUUCACGGCUUCAUUAAUGAAACAAUAAUCGUGAAACCUCCUCCUGGUUUCCCUUAUUCUCAAAACAUUUCAAAUGCUGUUUUCUAUUCAACACGAUUUCAGAAUAUUUGGGCAUAUUGUUCCUACUCUUAUGAUCGUUCAUUUGUAGAUCAUUUCAUCAAACGAUUUCCAGAGGCCAAGACGCUAGCACCAUGUAUAAAGAUCAUUCAAGCCGUUUACAAAUGGCGGGAAGAGCUGUUCUGUGGCUCUGGUUUGGGACACACAGAUACACUAAUACAAACGACUGUAAGCAUGAUAAAUGAAGGACGAGAUAUGGACUUUUCACAAAGCACUCUUAAUAUAGCCAUAGUUUACUUUAAGCAUGGUUUAUAUGAUAAGACUAUCUCUGCACUUAAAACUCUCUUUGCAGAUAAAUCAAAGAAGGUAUUCAUAUCUUCUUUAGGUCCACCAAAGCUUUUGUGCUUUGCUACUGGUGAAAUGGGAGAUUUGACCUCAAAAGCAAGGACUGUAAAUAUACAGAUUCUGGAGGACAGAAAAAAAGUUGUCUAUCAAUUUGUUACAGAGUAUAAUUUACAUUAUAUUUUGCCAUACCCUUUUGCCCUACAAGUAUGUCUAAAUUCAAAAAGAGAUAGCUUUCGUUAUAACCCCGUGAUAGUUGCAUAUUAUCUUCUCUGUAUGUCUUACUUAAAGCUUGGUCACUUGGAUUAUUUUAAGGACGCUGUAUUGCGAUUUGAACACGCAGUUAGAUAUAAUGUAAAUAGGAAAGAUUACUACCUGUCACUUGUGCUUUUAGGUCAUUGUUUAUACUGGUCAGGUGACAUAAAAGCUGCAUUUAAAUUUUAUGCUGAAUCUAUGAAAGUUGAACCGACUGUAUUGAAUGCUGCGAUCUAUCUUAUAGCAUUUAUUGUAAACAAUAAGUGCAAAGAAAAACGCUGAAAUGUUGAUGGCAGAACAUGUGUUUUUUUAAAGUUAUGUUGAAUUUAUAUCUUAAUCCGUUAUGUUUGUUUGUUUGCUUUUUUGUACAUAAUAAACUCACAACGAGCAAUUAACUCGCACAUAACGUGUAACCGGUAAGUUUGUUUCCCACUUGUUUACUCAAUAUUUUAAUUUCAUCCUUAAAUUAAAGGCAAUAUUCUGACCAGUAAAUUUCUAAAGCUUUACGCAUUGCAUUUUAAAAUCUACUGUUGUUUAUUGUCGUUAAUGUAAUAAUUGUAAAUUGAUUCUGUAACUAUUGUUGAAAGCGGAAAAGAAAAGUAAUCUUUUUGUGUUAAUAAGUUAACAAUCACAUUACCUUAAAGUAUAACCUAAAAACUGCUUCUUUUCAUCUUCCAACUAGUCUUUUUAAACAUGAACUACAGGUUUUUUCUAAGAAGGCAUUACACAACUUGAUCCUGUUUAAGAAGGGCCUCAAUUUUUAGAUCUGUAUAGACAAAUGAACAAGACGAAGAAGUAUCGUUAAAAAACGAUACUCGGCCGAACUUAAACUGGUUUAUUUGCAUAUUGUAUCUUAGGAAAUAUGGAAAAAGGAAUCAUAAUGAUUAUGACAUUGAGCCUUUUAUUUAAUUUUACGUUUAAAUUUUUAAGAUAUUGAAAUCAUGUUCAUUUGUUGGCAGUUUGAGUAAAAGAAUCCGAUACGAAGUAUUUCAAAUAGAAACAACGUCGAAAGUCUGGAAUAAAUCCUUUAAAAGUAAAGAAAUAAAUAAGAACUACAAACAAAACAAUUUAUUUCGUAGAACUUUUUCCGUUAAGGCCUCAACAGACGGUAGGAUUUUGAAGUACAACACCAAUUAAAACUUAGAUGUACAGGCAAAUCUUAAUGUGUAAAGGCUACUAUUUUUUGAAUUCGGAAACCUUAAGUCUAGAGGUAAGGGAUAGGACAUGUUCUAUUUUUGAAAAUCUUGUCGUACAGAUUUCUACAGACCGAACUCCCACAAUGACAAGUAACAGAUUACCAAAUUAUCACCUGAUAAUGGGUGUAAUGAAUGAAAUUUUAGAGCAAUUAGGGCUAAAAGGUAAACAUAGUAGUAGGACAGCUAAAACUGAUGUUGAAAAACUCUUUAGGAGACCUACACUUGUGUUAUGUUCGAAUCCAAAAUUAUUCCGAAAAUGAUUAUGUCACGGUAUUGAACUGCUGUCUAAUUAGGGGAGGGGAGGUAGUUUGUAGGCGGCCGGAUGGCUUAGUCAGUAGAACCGCAGUCGGUAUUCCGAGGGUCCCAGGUUUGAGUCUCGGUCAGGCUUCACAUUUAAGGAGGUGUUUCAAUCAUUACUCAUGGCGAAAAAAGUAUUGAGUGAGUAAAGUAUGUAAAAGAUCAAUUUGUAGGGAUCCUUUUUAGGGAAACCUCAGAUGAUUCCUACUGUGUAGACUUACCGUCUAAAUGCAAGUGUUGUAUUGCUUUGAAAAUUGUACAUCUUAUCUCUUAUUAGUGCUGCACAACUAAAUCCUACCGUCUGUUGAGGCCUUUACAGUUCAUUUUUACCGUCAUGAUUUUUUUAAUUUUCAUUAUUGUGAAUGUCGUUUUAGUUUUAAGAAAAAAAUCAUUUAAGUAAUUGAAGUUUAAUCAAAUCGAAAUUUUAAUAGAAAGUUUAUUAAUGCAACGUUUUUUCGAUAUGAAAUACCCGAAUCAACGGAUUUGCAACACCUUUGGAGAUGACAAAAGAAACCUAAAAUCCGAAAAAAAAAGAACCGAAAGUAAGCUUUCUAAUCUAAAACUACUUUCACAAGCAUUUAUAAUAAAGAAACUAUUCUCUCGUUUGUGGUUAAAAAAACUUCAUUUAUAUGUAAAAUACAUGAAAAAUUAUAAUUAAUCUUUUUCACAUAGAUAACUGAUAUUACCGGAUAAGUUGGUUUUCUUGUGUGCUUUUCGUUAUUUUCAUGCGCAUGAGUAACGGGAUCGUGAACGUAAUUGUAAAUGGCGGGUUCUCAUUAAAGCAGCGUUAAAAUCUGUAGGAGGUUGCAUAGUUAUAUAGACUUAUAAUGUGAAGGAGAAGGCAUGGUAAAACACAACCUCAGUAUCUGAAACUAAACUUGAUAGUAAAAGAACUUAUAAAUGUUAGCAGUUUCCUUUAGAUUUAUUUAAAAAUAGACGCGCAUACCAUGUCAGAAAUAUCCUUUAUGUUAUUUAUGUUAUUGUAAUUUUAAGAUGACCAAAUGAAAUUUUUACAUACAUAAGUCUUCCUUGUAAAUUGUAUAGCAAGUCCGGCCGAAAAAGAAUACAUGUCAUAUUUAUAUAGACAUUCCGUAUAUCUGUGUGUGUGUCAAAAUGUGUUACUUGCUCUUUGGUGAUUUUCAUUUGCAUUUGUUAUAUAGAUAAAAAAUAAUUUGGAAUUAUGUCAUCUGUCAUCGUGAAAGGUCUGUACAACUAGAAUUUUAGAGAUAGAACACUUGCUUUUCUGUAAAUCUAGUAUUAAGCUUUGCGAAUUCAAAAGAUAGAAGCCUUCACACAUUAAGAUUUGCUUGUACAUCCAAAAAAAUCCUGCCGUCUGUUGAGGCCUUUGUUAGUUCUGUUC